This is a messenger RNA of Microthlaspi erraticum, 351 nucleotides long. The record is from the annotation of a GenBank genome assembly. NCBI's taxonomy places the organism in Eukaryota, Viridiplantae, Streptophyta, Magnoliopsida, Brassicales, Brassicaceae.
AUGUCCAAGAUUCCCAAACCCCUAGAAGAAGAAAAAGGAGAAGAACAGAAGCCAAGCAACCAAGAAGAAGAAGAAGAAGAAGAAGAAGAAGAAGAAGAGUCGAAGAAGAAAGAAGAGUUGUUAGGAUCUUUGUGUACACCGACUUCAAGUGAUCACAAGAUUCCGGAGGUGGAGACAUGUCCUCCGGCGCCAAGAAAGCGACCGCGUGAGAUUCCUCUGACAAAGAAGAAGAGAUUGUCCAAGGAUCUUCGGUUCUUCGAAGCCACUGAAGUAGGGAGCCAGGAAGUUGAGACUUUCUUUGUUCACAACCCAAACCAUGUCCGUAAGAAACGGAGGAGUAAUAGCGCGUGA